UUUCUCGGGUGAAUUAGAAUCUGAAGGAAAGAGAAGAUGGGGAAGCAGCCGGUGAGGAUGAAGGCGGUGGUGUACGCUCUGUCUCCGUUUCAGCAGAAGAUAAUGAAAGGGCUCUGGAACGACCUUCCCAACAAGAUCCACCACAAAGUCUCAGAGAAUUGGAUCAGCGCCACUCUCCUCCUCGGCCCUCUCGUUGGCACCUACUCGUAUGUCCAGCAUUAUGAGGAGAAGGAGAAGUUGGCACAUAGAUACUGAAGCUGAUACUUUCCCUUUUAUUGAAAGAACUGUGUUGAUUUCCCUCUUAUUCUGGAUGAACUAAUUUGGUCUUGUGAAAUUCUGAAUUGCAUUCAAUAGACACUGCAUUAUUAGUGGUCGAAUAAAGUUCAUUAACAUAAGUUGUGUUAUUU
This is a messenger RNA of Tripterygium wilfordii, 407 nucleotides long. Its product is annotated as cytochrome b-c1 complex subunit 8. Gene Ontology annotation, biological process: mitochondrial electron transport, ubiquinol to cytochrome c. The coding region runs from base 37 to 255 and encodes 72 amino acids. Lineage: Eukaryota; Viridiplantae; Streptophyta; Magnoliopsida; Celastrales; Celastraceae. The transcript is spliced from 2 exons. The record is from RefSeq and is a predicted model, not a curated record.